UUCUUCUUCUUCUUCUUUAUACUGAACUUUGAUUUCAUCAGUUUAAACAAACCCUGAGGAUCGAAUUUGUUUCCUCUGAUUUCACGAUGGAGGAGGAGGAUACUUCUUACUUUCUUUCAAGAUUGAUAGAUUAUUCUCUUUCUUCUCCCUCUACAAUCGACAAACUACCGAAGAAACUCCUCAAGAAUAUUUUUGUUCAACUUCCGAUCAAAUCUCUCAUUUACUGUAAGUGCGUCUGCAAAUCUUUUCACUCAAUAAUCUCUCGAGAUCCAGAAUUUCUAGCAUUGCAACUUUCGAGAUCGUCUCCCGAGCUCUUAGUUUGUAAUCACCGCUUUAAUAGAACGAUUCUAAUCGAUUCUUUUGCGAACCGAGCUCGCGAUCUCGAACUCGUGUUCAAAGAACCUUCAGCUUCAAAGAAGAAAAAACGAAAAAGAAUCCCGUGCGGUAUGGUGGUCUUGAACUCCUGCCGCGGCCUGAUAUGCGUCCGACCGUGUGGUUACUCAGAACCCCUUUGCGUAUUCAAUCCCUUUACUCUGGAAUUUACCCUCAUCCCUGAAUCCGUUAAAAAGGAAAGAACAGAAAAGUUUAUUUACGGAUUCGGAUACUGUGCAAUUUCUGAUAAAUACAAGGUGUUGAAGAUGAUGACGAUGUUAAAGCCCUGCUAUCUAAAUGGUAUUAACCCACCUCUUCUUACUACUGAGAUUUACACACUGGGAACCCCUUAUUGGAGGAGAGUUGAAGAUGCUCCAAUGGUUAAAUACACAAACUACGUUCCUACUUUCUUGAAUGGAUACUUACAUUGGAUGAUAGAUGAGGUUGGGACUAUCAGUUCUCAUGGUUACAUGAUUUCAUUCGAUCUCAAUAAUGAGAAAUACGGACAAGUAGCUUUGCCUCCUCCUCUUGACAUCGGGAGAGAUACAAAACACAUGGAAAUCGCUAAACUUGGAGUGUUUGAAGGCUGGUUGACUGUAUUUGUGCUCAAUUCAAAUAAAAGAUUAGAUGUUUGGGCCAUGAAGGAGUACGGUGUUCGUGAAUCGUGGGUGAGAGAAAUUACUUUGGAUAUGUCACCAUUUUCAUUAUACUGGUCAUUUCCGGUGAAUUAUGUUAAUAAUGAUAGGAAAGAUCUGGUGUUUUUUAAUGCUCGUAAUGGCAUCUUUACAUAUAAACUCCUUGAGAGGAAGAUUGUGAAUUGUAUUAGAUUCAUUGGAGAAUGGCCUACAGAUGAUUAUCAAGCAAAAGCUCUACUUCAUGUGCCUAUUCUCAUGUCUCUCAAGGAACUUGUUGUCGGAGCUGAGGUCCAUCGCAUACCUCGAAGUUGGAAACGAACAGGUGAUAUAUCAUUUCCAUCCUCCCCCAGAAGAAGACUAAAUUUGCCCAGGAUAGUUUUUUCUCGUUAAACUUGUGUUGAAAC
Messenger RNA from Impatiens glandulifera, 1411 nucleotides. Its product is annotated as F-box protein At3g07870-like. Bases 87 to 1397 code for a protein of 436 amino acids. The record is from RefSeq and is a predicted model, not a curated record. The transcript has 2 exons. Gene Ontology annotation, molecular function: protein binding. NCBI's taxonomy places the organism in Eukaryota, Viridiplantae, Streptophyta, Magnoliopsida, Ericales, Balsaminaceae.